Molecule: messenger RNA, 1586 nt
Organism: Anopheles aquasalis
Lineage: Eukaryota; Metazoa; Arthropoda; Insecta; Diptera; Culicidae
Source: RefSeq, a predicted model, not a curated record
AAGAUGAAUCGCCUAGUACUAGCCGUUGGUGUCUUCUGUCUGCUGCAGGGAGUCUUGGCCAAUCCGCGGCCAGAUUUCGGCGUUCAGCCAACUAUUCCUGUCAGUGCCACCGUGAAGGUAUCGUUCGAAAAUGCAUUCGCCGAAGUCACCGAUAUCACCGAUUUACCGCUCAACCAAACGUUGGUCAUCAGCAAUGCCAAGCUGCAAGCUGUCUAUAUAGCGCUCAAAGAAAUUCUUAAUCAAACCACCACCUUGACAUCGGCUUUUAUGUACGAUGAGCUGUUCACCGUAGACAAUGGAACGACGCUAGCGUUCGCUAACAUUCUACAACCGAUCGAUGAUAUGGUUACCUACAUCAACAUUACCGCCGAAACCGACAUCAUAACUCCACUGAACGAUUCGACUAGUUACUUUGGUAUUUUGGACGAGCUGGACGAUGAGUUUACACGCCUUGCCCUAGGCUUGGUUGAUCUGAAGACAGAACUGUUGGCAGUAAAGGGAAACCUUGAUAGUGCCGUAAGUGCCAACUCUGGCAGCCCCGCUAUCUCUGUUACCCAGUUGGCCACCUAUCUGAAAUCCGCGGCCGUGUACAAGCUGGUGCGCGCCAUCAACCGCGUCAAGGCGUACCUGCCGGUCAUCACCUACACGCUCGACACUGUCUAUGAAAACCUCCUUACAGCCAAUGCUUUUAUCGACGAUCUGCAAGCCGCUGUGAGUAGUGUCCCGAGCAGUAAUACCACUGAUUACGCCGCCGCCUACAAGAUUAGCUCGGACGCUGUCGAGCUGGAGGCCUCCACCGGAAUCGCUGCGAACCUGAACGUGACAUUGAACCUUAACGACACACUGGGCGCUAUUACUAAUUUCGUGGCCACCAGUAACGCGACUACCAUUCUAACCAAACUCGGGGAAUUGGCCACGAAGGACACGUCUCUUCAAGCUUCGUCGCUGACAUCCGAAUUCAAUAACACACUGAACGACCUUAAGGCCUUCAUUAACUCAAGAGUUUCUAGUGUGAACGUCACUACUGAUCCACGCGUACAAGUAUUGAUCGACGUUUUGAUGGGUAACAACUAUGGCUUCGGACGCUACUGUUACUACAAGUACAAGGAGCUCUUUGCUAACCUCUUCGACAACGGAGUGGACGCUGGUUUCGAGUGUACCGACAAGGAGGCCGAACGUCUGAAGAAUCUGCAGGAUAUCAUCACUGCUCUACUGGUUCAAAUCGCUUUCGAUACGGAGGAGAUCGUCGCUCAAAUUAAUCUGUGCGCCAGCCUUCCAUCUGCUCAGGCCAACGCAUGCGUUGCAGCGGUUACUGGCUACUACGUUGAUCUGUUUGCCGCAACAUCACAGAAGAUCGAUGCGCUGUACACGUUCGUUACGAAGGAAGCCGUCGCCAGCAGGAACCGUCUGUUGAUCUGCUUCCAGCUGGUCAGCUUCCAGCAAGGAGAUGCCGAAGCUGGAGCAAUCGUCAACAAUGUGCAGAUUUGUGCCAGGGAUGGUCCUGCUGGUACCCUUGAGUAAAGUCAAUGGCACAAGAAUCCUAGAACUCCCGAACACUGAAUAAAACCGACCCCAUAUUAUUAUAG